CCGUAUAAAAGCUAAAGACCGCCAUUUUAAUUAGAUGAAUAAACGAAUACCAACAGGAGUAGUUAAAAGAGUAAGUUUAUUAUUUUGAGCUUUUAAUAUAAUGGAGAUGAUGAGUGGUGAUGAUCAUAAGCAGCAGCUGCAUGUAUUCUUCUUUCCUAUCAUGGCUCACGGCCACAUGAUUCCAACACUAGACCUGGCCAAGCUCUUCGCUUCACGCGCCGCCGUCAAGUCAACCAUAAUCACCACCCCUCUCAACCAGCCCCUUCUCUCCAAACCCAUUCGUAAAUACGCGCAGCUCGGCCUCCAAAUCGGCACCCUCUCCCUCCACUUCCCCGGCGCCGACGUCGGCUUGCCGGACGACUGCCAGCAUUUCGACCAGAUCACCUCCGACGACGCGGCCUCCCGCUUCUUCCGGGCCUGCGCCAUGCUCCGGGAACCCCUCGAGCAGCUCCUGGAAGAGCACCGCCCCGACUGCCUCGUGGCGGACUCGUUCUUCCCUUGGGCCACCGCCGCCGCUGCCAAGUUCGGCAUCCCGCGGCUCAUCUUUGACGGAACCAACCACGUGUCUUCCUGCGCCAUGCACAGCCUCAGAGCCCACAAGCCCUUCGACGAAGUUGCGUCGGAUUCGGACGCGUUUACGAUUCCCGACCUCCCCCACGAGCUCACGCUAUUGCGGUCGCAAGUCUCUCCGUACGAACGGAAAGACCGAAGCGAGAUCGGUUCCGAGGCGGAGGCUCCGAUGGCGGAGUUCAUAUCCCAACUGAGAGAGGCAGAGCGGACGAGCUAUGGGGUGGUCUUCAACACCUUCUAUGGGCUCGAACCGGACUACGCGGAUCACUUCCGGAAGGUUCUUGGAAGAAAAUCGUGGUCGGUGGGGCCGCUUUCGCUGUACAACAGAGAUACAGACGACAGGGCCCAGAGGGGGAAAACCCCCUCAGUGGACGAGAAAGAAUGUUUGGAAUGGCUCGAUUCCAAGAAACCCGACUCCGUCGUUUACGUUUGCUUCGGGAGCCUUGCAAACUUCACGGAUUCUCAGCUCCGGGAAAUGGCGGCCGGGAUAGAGGCUUCUGAACAGACGUUCAUCUGGGUGAUAAGAAAAAUAGGGGAGGGGACAGGGGAGGAGGAGGAAUGGAUGCCGGAAGGGUUCGAGGAGAGGACGAGAGGGAAGGGGUUAAUCAUAAGAGGAUGGGCCCCGCAAGUGCUGAUUCUCGACCACGGGUCGGUGGGUGCAUUCGUGACGCACUGCGGGUGGAACUCGACGCUGGAAGGGGUGUGUGCGGGCGUGCCCAUGGUCACAUGGCCGGUCUUUGCAGAGCAGUUCAUCAACGAGAAGCUGGUGACGGACAUUCUUCGGACGGGUGUAGGGGUGGGAUCCAAGGAGUGGAAACACACGGGAAGUGACGGGGUGAAGAGAGAAGCGGUCGCGGAGGCGAUCAAGAAGGUGAUGGAGUCGGAGGAGAUGAGGAGCCGAGCCAAGGCGCUGAGAGAGAAGGCGAGAGAGGCGGUCGAGGAAGGCGGGUCUUCUCACUCGGGCCACAUGAUUCCAACACUGGACCUGGCCAAACUAUUUGCUUCUUCCCAUGGCGUCAGGUCAACCAUAGUCACCACCCCUUACAACCAACCCUUUUUCUCCAAACCCAUACAAACACAAACCCACAUCGAGAUCCGUCUCCUCCCGGAGUUCCCCGGCGUCCGGGUCGGCUUGCCGGGGGACUGCCAGCGACUCGAUCAGGUCGCUUCCGACGAAGAACUUCCCAGGUUCUUCGAGGCAUGCGCUUUGCUCCAGGAGCCAUUUGAGCAGCUCCUGGAGGAGGUCCGCCCAGACUGCGUGGUCGCGGACAUGUUCUUCCCUUGGGCCACGGAGGCCGCCGCCAAGUUCGGCAUCCCGAGACUCGUGUUUCACGGGAUCGGGUGUUUUCCCCUUUGUGCUCUCCACAGCCUCAGAACUCACAAGCCGUUCCAAAACGUUUCCUCUGACUCGGAGUCGUUUGUCCUUCCUGGUCUUCCGCACCGGGUGAGUCUCACUAGACUGCAGGUUCCACCGUCCGAACGCAGAGGCAGCGACGACGGGGGAGAUGAUGACUCGGCCAUGUCGGAGUUCAUGAAACGAAUUUGGGAGACGGAGGAGACCAGCUAUGGGGUCAUCUUCAACAGCUUCUACGAGCUCGAACCGGAUUACGCGGAGCACUACAAGAAUGUUCUUGGUCGGAGGUCUUGGUUUGUGGGGCCGCUUUCUCUAGGAAAGCGGGACAUGGAGCACAAAGCCGAAAUAGGGAAGAUGCCCGCCAUUGACGAGAAAGAAUGCUUGGAAUGGAUGGAUUCCAAGAAACCCGAUUCCGUCGUUUACAUUUGCUUUGGGAGCCUUGCGAAAUUCUCGGGCUCUCAGCUCCGGGAAAUGGCCACCGGGGUCGAGGAUUCCGGGCAGGAAUUCAUCUGGGUGUUGAGAUCAACGGUGGAGGAGGAAAAGGAAUGGAUGCCGGAAGGAUUCGAGGAGAGGACGCGAGGGAAAGGGCUGAUCAUAAGAGGGUGGGCCCCGCAAGUGCUGAUUCUCGACCACGGGUCGGUGGGCGCAUUCGUGACGCACUGCGGGUGGAACUCGACGCUGGAAGGGGUGUGUGCGGGCGUGCCCAUGGUCACCUGGCCCGUCCUCGCAGAGCAGUUCGCCAACGAGAAGAUGGUGACGGAUAUUCUGAGAACGGGCGUAGGAGUGGGUUCGAAAGAGUGGACGGUGUCAGAGAGCGAUGGGGUGAAGGGAGAAGCGGUUGCGGAGGCGAUCAAGAGGGUGAUGAUCGGCGAGGAGUCGGAGGAGAUGAGGGGCAGAGCCAAGGCGUUGAAAGAAAAGGCGAGAAAGGCGGUCAAGGAAGGAGGGUCUUCUUACUCCGACUUGAGUGCUCUCCUCGAUGAUUUGAGAGCUUACAGUGCAUAAUAACAACAAAUUAAUAACAACGUCAAUAACGACAAUGAAUCCUUAAAUGUAUGAGUCUGUCAAUAUGUCAUUGUCUGAGUGUUUCAAUCCUUAAAUAAUGUAUAAUUAUCAAAAUAAGUCUAUAUUUUACAUAGUAAUUGCAAUGCCUAUAUUUUAGUGAUUUUUAAAAUUGUAAACCUUUUAAAGAUUAUGAGAAGAACAUAAUAAUAUGUGAUGUUUUAU
This is a messenger RNA of Cuscuta campestris, 3148 nucleotides long. Lineage: Eukaryota; Viridiplantae; Streptophyta; Magnoliopsida; Solanales; Convolvulaceae. The record is from the annotation of a GenBank genome assembly.